CAAACCACUUCACCUUGAGUGGGCGGGAACAACGCGGAAGCGACGGGUUUACUGGAGCCAUUGAUGCGCUUCUUAUCGAAGACAAACCGAAGAAAUUUCUCCAUAUCUGCGGCUUCUCUUGACUGCAGCCAUGGCGUCUCACUCUCUCGCCCUGCCGAUGAUCUGCUUCACCACGUUGUGGGCGCUGGUGGGGGUCGUGGCUCCAUUUUUAGUGCCGAAAGGACCCAACCGCGGUGUGAUCGUCACCAGUCUCAUCCUCACAGCUGUCUGCUGCUACUUGUUUUGGUUAAUAGCCAUUCUGGCCCAGGCCAACCCACUGUUCGGUCCUCAGCUGAAGAAUGAAACUAUAUGGUAUCUGCGCUACUUCUGGGAGUAAACAGGAACCGCAUGACGCCAUGCCUCGUCAUUCCCACCUGCUGGUCUGCUGGAUUUUAUUUCAACGUUACUUUCCCCAAACGCAUCCACACACCCUCGCCUCUUGACUGCAGCCUUAUGUGAUUCAUAGGAAUCUUAGAUAUUUAGAAUAUACUGCAGCAUCUAGGAUCUAAGCUUUGAAGAAUACUAAUGGAGGUGUAUUUUUAAAACUAAACAGAGAUCAUCUUUUUUUGUGUUAAAACAUGUAGGAGCAGUUGUUAUUUUUACCUUUUGAAAAUGUGCAAUCUUUUACUAUAGCGUUUGUUGUUAUUUUGAAUAUUUUGUGCUGCUGCCAUCAGGGAACAUGCAUUUCUAUGUGUAUUUAUUUCGGGUUGAGGACACUAAUGUGAGCUUGAAGUAAUCAGUACAGUGUCGAUGAGGUCUUGUUAUAUAACUUGUGUUAUCUGUGAUGUAACUGUUUGUGUGUGUGCUUGAGUCAGUGUGAGCAUGGAGUUUGUAACUGAGCAUUCUAACACGAGAGUCUCCCAAAACUGCGAGUAAAGAGCAAUUCCCUUCACUUCAACAUGUAACUUCCUCCCACAUUCUUUAACAUGCGUCACACCAUGGAGGUCCCCGUUGCCAUGGUGAUCUCACCACUAAAUUCAGUCCUUAUCCACUUGGACCCUUUUGAUUAAGCGUUACCCUUAUUUCCUGCUGUCAGGUUGUACUGCAUGACAUGGUUUUGGUGGAAAUUGCUGCUUUUAGGUCUGCACUUUGCAACUUGAUCUUAACAAUAGCAUUUCUGCCAUUCUCCUCAUUUAAGUCGUGAUGUUUGAUUGGUUUUGACAAAUUUCUUGAUUUCUCCCAAAGCUCUGAAUCAGCAGGGCAGACUUCAUUUGUUCGCUGGAAAACAGUGGAAAAAAAAACAACACUUAAUAUAAGAUAAUAUAGACUUUAUCUCUCUAGUAUUAGUAUUCUGUAUAAGAAGUCUCGGAAUAGUUUUUUUGGAACAAUCCAAAAAUGCCACUGUACUGUAGGUGUUGGCCCAGGAGGUAAGCAGCUCUCCAUUUUGGUGCAAGUAACAUAGCAGCUUAUCUCAACAAAAAAUUAUACAAACAGCAGCAGACAAUGUCAUCUUUUGUUCAUAAGUUGAAAUGCUACCAAGCUGUUCUUAGCUGUAGCACAAAAAAACUGUAAAUAAUACAUCUAAAUAGGAAUUUUAUGCAUGUUAUUUCUUUUUACACACAAACUAUUGUUAGCUGGCGACCUGUCCAGGGUGUACCCUGACUCUCGCCCAUAGACUGCUGGAGGUAGGCACCAGCUCCCCCGCGACCCACUAUGGAAUAAGAGGUAGAAAAUGACUGACUGACUGACUAUUGUUAGCAGUGCAGCACAGCUAUUCUCUGCAGGAAGUUAGAAAAUUCUGGAUUUUCAAAAUGCUGAAAGCCUUUGCUUCAAAAUAUGUAGAAAUGUUUAUCAUGUUUGAGCCAUUUAUUUCUACUUUUUGCCCCUUUCCGAACAUAGUUCCACAAUUAACACACAACCAUGAUGGACACUAGAGGGUGAUAUGAUGUAUCCGCCCUGUAAGCCCCCACAGACUGUGCUGCUGCUGUGGUCUGUGCUUUUUAAUACGUCAUAGUUGGUCUACAGUCCCGUAUUACCCCGUAUUAGGUGAGUACUGGUUUAGUACUACCUCCUGAGAUGGAUCAGGGCAGAACUAUUGGUGGGUUGACUUCAACCUCGUAAUUUAUGUUGGCACCUUUCAGCUAAUCUUGUGGCAUAACAAACAGAUGCAGAUCAAACUGGUUCUGAAGCAGUGACAAACAUGUAGGCUUUGAGAGCUAGCUGUGGCACUCAUGCAGUGAUUUUUUUGACAUAUUCAAGAAAAAUCCAUGGCAGCCUGGCUUAUGCAAUGAUCAAAUUGUGAAUGCUGCAGUGUUAAAGGCAUAGGAAGGGGUGCCAAAGGGUUAUUCUCCUAUGGUGUCAUGUCUUCCUACGCCAGUGAAAUUUAAUGCAGAGAUGUGACAGAGGUAUCAAUUUCAGUGCUGGUGUUGAUAAGGGUGAUGUUUAAUAUUGGGGAAAAACUGCCACCAUAUUCAAAGUUUCUCCAGCAACGAGUCAUAUGCUGCCAGUGUUUGCUAUAUUUGCAGUGGCAGGUAAAGUAAUAGAAUUCUGGUAUUGACAUACUCUUAAGGAGUAUUUAUGCUGGUAUUUAUUGUGUAGAACACAUGUUGGGCCACAGCACCUCCUGGGAAGAUCCAUUUUCCCACAGCCUAUAUACAGUAUCACUGCUGAUCCAUCCACAUAUUCAGCACUCUCCUGCGCAGCUUUACCUGUAACAGUCCUCCAACACCUGUCCUGGCUCUUCAUUUUAACUCCACUCAUCGGUUCCUCCGACAUAUUAUACAGGCAUGAGGUAUUUUUUUUAAACCUGCCUCCUAUUGAAGCUUUAAGAGGGUCAUCUGCCAACCACAACCACAGCUACACUUCCCGCCUCCACUCCCUGUCUCCCAGUCUCAAACACCCUUCCCUCCCUCGUUGCCACGUCCUUCCCCGUCCGCCUCUCCAAAACCACUUUGCUUCAGCCAAAAAGAAACCAAAUCAAAAUACAGCUACUUUUUAGAAAGACCAAAUUGCGUUGUAUCUUUGCCCCAGCCCUUUGCUGUAGCUGUGGUGGUGGUUGCACAUGGUACAACAAGUUAGUUGGUGACUAUAAUGUGAUAUGCAUGAAAAAGGAUAUAAGGGAAACUGGCCUCCUAUUCCUGUAGGUUAGUUUUUAGUUUCGCUCCAGCAGAUUUUAUAAAGAUGAGUCCCAACUGUUAGAUGGACUGAGGUUUAGAGAGAUGUUAAAAGUGAUUUUGUUUGGGCUUUUUUAUCUUGUUGGGAUUACAUUCCCAUUCCCAAUCCCAUUCAUCCCCCAGCACCCCGAAGUUUCUUACAGACGGACAGUCACAUUUUCAGUGUCAGUGAAUCACCGGAGACCAAAUGGCAUCAAUCUCACCCAGCCAAACUCACCGAACUAAUGGAGGGAACAGCCAAGACUUCAGCUAAAUCCCUCCAAAACACACUGACUGUGAACAUACCCUAAUGAUUUGACAACUAUGUGGGAUUUUUAUCCUUUUCUGAUGCUUCUCUCCAGUUUUGGUGAUGACUGCCCACUACUCAGCUGUUAAAUGUUCCUGGCAGAAUCAAGAGAUAGAUAAUAUUAUGUGUUAGGAGUUUCCAUGGUAACUAAAAUCCAAUAAAUCACAAAUCUAAAUGUUAAAGGAAAUGGGAUAUGUAUGAUAUUUAUGUACCCUUGUAUUAUUGUGAUGUUUUUGGUGACAUUGUUGGUGAAAUACCCCAAUAAAGAAUUUUGGCUUGUA
Girardinichthys multiradiatus is the source of this 3719-nucleotide messenger RNA. RefSeq names its product ATPase H+ transporting V0 subunit e2 (gene atp6v0e2). The record is from RefSeq and is a predicted model, not a curated record. Gene Ontology annotation, biological process: proton transmembrane transport. Gene Ontology annotation, cellular component: proton-transporting V-type ATPase, V0 domain. NCBI's taxonomy places the organism in Eukaryota, Metazoa, Chordata, Actinopteri, Cyprinodontiformes, Goodeidae. The transcript is spliced from 4 exons. Gene Ontology annotation, molecular function: proton-transporting ATPase activity, rotational mechanism. The coding region runs from base 131 to 376 and encodes 81 amino acids.